AUGGAUAAAAUAAGAUCAUGUCUCAAAAGCAAUGAAGAUGUCAUAAGCUUUUUUGAUAAAGUAGUAUACCCAAAGUUCAUGGAAACAUAUCAGGGCGAAAUGGCACCAUGUCCUGCGAAGGUAAUACUAGAUUUUAUGGAUUAUAUCGUUCCAACAUUUUUCGGAAAGUUAGUUGGAAAUCCUAUUCAAUUCAAAGUCGAAUCAUCUGAACUCUUCGCAAGCAAAUCUGAGUUCCUCAUUUCAAGAACGAUGCCAGAUGAAAUGAGGAAAGAUUGUCUCUCCGUAUUAAGGACAGUCAUGGACUUUAGUUUUAGUGAACAAAUCGAAGAUCGAUAUGGAGUCAAUCAAGAAUUCUUGACUCGGAAAGCUAAACAAUAUUUGUGGGGUUCACGGAAGCUUUUACAGGAUCAAGCAAUCGAACAGAUUCCAGAAUUCGCAGAGCAUCUCCGCACAGGAGUGAAAUCGUAUGACUUCGAGAAUCUCGAGAUCGAAUUCUGUGAUAACUACAAAGCGACUGUCGAACCAAAAGUGAACGGCGUCGAAUUUGGAGAGAUAUUAUCAUUGAAGAAAGGAGAAGAAACAGUCGUAAGAUAUUUCAUCAAAGCUUUCUCUGGUUAUCCAAUCAAGAAUCAUCGUCAAGGAUCAAAAGAUAUUUGGUCAUCAGAGAUGAUAUCUGAUUGUGAUGAUGAUCCUUUUCCUCCUUUCCACUAUCGUCAUCCGAACUUAAGAGAUCCUUUUGUAUACAAAAUCCUCGAAAGUCUUGGUGUUGGUCCACAUGUAGAAAUCAUCAUAAAUCCAUACAUCUCAUGCGGAUUUUAUAUUGCUACACGAGAUUUAACAUAUGGAAACCAAACAUUUAUCGAACUUGGAAGUACUAAAACUCGUGCAGAUUUGGAUUGGUUCAUGAAGAAUCAACUUCUACUUUUUCCAAAUCAAUAUGGCCAUAUUAAAGAAAAUCUUACGACACUUGAUGUUAUUGAAAGAAUAUUAUGUUUAGCAGAUUUACAUAAGCAUAAUGUGGGACUUUUGUUGAUGGGAUCUGACAAAUAUCGUUUGGUAGAUUUUGUCAAUAAUGUUCCUAUUUUAAAUCCACAAAUUAUCGAUUUUAAAGUUUAUAGAAUGAAAGAAUGGCAAAGAGAGUAUCUUGGAAGACAGUUUAGAGAUGGAGAUAAUCAUGGUGAAUAUAAGGAACCAUGCAUAAUACCAAAGUUGAUCCAGUUCAGACCACACGAAGAGAAGUUCUAUAUGGGUUUCAAAGCAAUAAAAAACAUUCAAGAGAUAUUAGGAAAGUUGAUUCCAAUCGAAAAUCCACAUGAUUCUCAAGAUGUUGAUGAAAUACAACUCAAGGAGUUGUUGAAACAGAAAUUUUCAGAAAUCAAAACAUUGCUUCUUCAACGGAGAGAUGAUUUGCCUGUUCUUGGUAAUAGAACUAAUGCAGAGCUUAUUGGAUACAAGUUCAAAAUUUGUGAAGAAGAUCAAAAGAAAGAAGGAAAGUAUCGCAAAUAUGUCGAGGAUUCAUUAGAAGAUCUUGAUGAUUACUGCAAAGAUGUAAUUAUUAACUAUCACAUCCUUAAAAACUAUAUCCUUGACAAAUAUCAUGAGUAUUAUGAUGAAGAUGGAAAACUCAAGAAACAAAAUACUUAA
Trichomonas vaginalis G3 is the source of this 1644-nucleotide messenger RNA. RefSeq names its product protein CBG06246 family. The coding region runs from base 1 to 1644 and encodes 547 amino acids. The transcript has a single exon. The record is from RefSeq and is a predicted model, not a curated record. Lineage: Eukaryota; Parabasalia; Trichomonadida; Trichomonadidae.